UGCAAUGUCGAAAUGGCGGGAAAGGGGAAUUGCACAUAGUUUAAACAAGAUUGAAACGAAAUCAAUUAUGACUUUAAUUAAGUUUUGUUGUAAUUAGUGUGUUAUUGCUGCUGCGGCAAACGAAGCAAUCCAAAUCCGAUAAACAUGGCGGCAAUGACGUCACACACGCCACGAAGCUGGGACAACAACAAAAAGCACUUCGAACCGGCAAGAACUGCUAAAGGCGAAAUAUUUUGGCAUUAUUAUUAAAAAUUCAGUAUUUUGGCAUUGGCACGGGCCAAAAUACACGCAAUUAACAUUCAAACGCACGCCGUGGGAGGGAGCGAGAUAGCGAGCACUUACUCAUAUGAGAGAAUUCUUUCAGCGCGACGCCACCACUCGUCAUCAGCCGUCACCCGUAAACGAUGUCCGAAGAUGCCAAGAGUCCAGGACCACGCACACGGAACAUCAUCGAGAACCAGCUGUUCCGCCGACAGCGCAGUCUGAAAUUGGAGGCACUGCAGCGCCAGCGGACCUUGGAUUCUGGCGAUGGGGCUGAGGGAUCGGGCCCAGAUCCGGAACCCUUCGACAAGACCCACAUCGUCAUCAUAUUCACGGAGAAGGCCAAGCUGAGACACUGCCAGGAUGUGGAGAAGAUCAUCCAGGAGUUUGGCAUCCAAACCACGCUGGAGAUCGUGGGAAAAACCGAAAAGUACCUAUACCUGUCCGCCAGCGUGGAUACCUUGCUGCGUUUAGCCGAUGCCGCCGAGCUGGAGAAGAUGACCACCACGAACAGCAUGCAGAAGUUUAACCACGGCUGCAUCUCGGACUUCCUUCUGCCCGGAAUGGGCAAGGAGCAGAUCCUUCGUUACUGCGAGAUACCUGUACUCAUCAAGGACGUGAUCCAGGAUGGCAUUAAGUCAUAUGUACAAAAGGGCUACAUUGAGGAUAUGUUUCCCCUGCACGAUAUCCUUUACCUGGAACGCUUUAACUGGGACCUGAAACGCACCACGCUGCCCAUCGAGGAUAUCCGAAACUACUUCGGUUCCAGCAUAGGACUUUAUUUCGGCUUCAUCGAGUUCUACACAAAGGCUCUAAUCUUCCCCUCGGUUUUUGGCAUACUUCAAUGCGUAUUCGACCUGAAUAUUUCGCUGGUUUGCAGCUUCUAUGUGGUUUGGACCACGAUUUUCCUUGAGCUGUGGAAGCGCAGGUGCGCCGGCUACUCGUACCGAUGGGGCACCAUCGAGAUGAGCAGCCUGGACAAACCGCGCUCCGCCUACACCGGCAAAAUGAAACCGGAUCCCAUUACCGGAAAGAUGACACUCCACUACCCGAUGCGCUACACGUACCUGCAGAUGUACUGCAUCUCGUAUCCGGUGGUCCUCGGCUGUGUGGUGGCCGCCGGCUGGUUUGCCCUCUACCAGUUCCAGAUCGAGGCCGAGGUGCUGGCGGACUUCGGACCGGAGUCCUGGCUGCUGUACGUGCCGGUCAUUGUGCAGUCGGUGCUCAUUGCGAUCUUCUCGUGGGCCUACGAGAAGCUGGCCACAUUCCUUACCAACCUGGAGAACCACCGAACGCGGUCGCAGUACGAUCGUCAUCGGGUCAACAAACUGAUGCUCUUCGAGAUCGUCAACAACUUCUUUUCGCAGUUUUACAUUGCCUUUGUGCUGCAGGAUUUGCGCCAGCUGAAAUACCAGCUGAUGAUGCAGCUGUUGGUCUUCCAGGUGCUGUGCAUCGCCCAGGAGAUUGGCAUACCGCUGCUGGCGGUUCUGCGCCAGAAGUACGCCGAGUUCCGGCAUCGCGAGGUGGCCGAAGAGAAGCUGCGAUCGAUUAGCGAUCUGCCGCGCUACGAGCAAUCCUUCUAUGAGUCUGGGCUAGAUGAAUACCAUUCCACGUACGAGGACUACCUGCAGGUGUGCAUUCAGUUUGGGUUCGUUGUCCUAUUUGCCGCCGUCGCCCCAUUUGCCGCCAUUGGAGCUCUGCUGAACAAUGUCUUUGCCGUGCACAUUGACAUGUGGAAGCUGUGCAACAUCUUCAAGCGACCGUUUGCGAGGCGAGCCAAGAAUAUCGGCGCCUGGCAGCUGGCCUUUGAGCUGCUCUCGGUCAUGUCGCUGCUCAGCAACUGCGGACUGCUAUUCCUCCAGCCCAAUGUCAAGGACUUCUUUUCUCACUGGCUGCCUUCGGUGCCGGAUCUUUCGUUCGUGAUCUUCGAGCACCUACUGCUGGGCCUGAAGUUCCUCAUCCACAAGGUUAUCCACGAGCGGCCGCGUUGGGUUCGUAUCGGGCUGCUAAAGGCGGAUUACGAAACCAGCCAGGCUCUCAAGCAACUCAAGAAAUUCAAGGCGGAGGUCAACAAGAUGGCGUAACUGGCCUAAUCUCCGGAUCUCCCACUCCUUUUGGUGCUAAUCAAACCAGUCCAUUUUAAAGGUUAUUAUUUAUAAACAUACGACUAAGCGCUUUUACUGUGAAUGUUUGAGACCAUCGGAAGCAAGGUGCCUUAAACCUAAAACUCAUAUAAAUAUGUCCACAAAUUACUUAA
Drosophila suzukii is the source of this 2518-nucleotide messenger RNA. It is a transcript of the gene Axs, whose product is annotated as Abnormal X segregation. NCBI's taxonomy places the organism in Eukaryota, Metazoa, Arthropoda, Insecta, Diptera, Drosophilidae. The record is from RefSeq and is a predicted model, not a curated record.